Molecule: messenger RNA, 2675 nt
Organism: Aedes albopictus (Asian tiger mosquito)
Lineage: Eukaryota; Metazoa; Arthropoda; Insecta; Diptera; Culicidae
Exons: 1
Coding region: 1440-1925 (161 amino acids)
Source: RefSeq, a predicted model, not a curated record
UUCCGAGAAUCGCUGAAUCAAUUACCAAAAAAAAGCCAUAGGAAUUGCCGAAAACAAUCAUUUUUUUUUUACUUUCGCAUAUGAAAUCAUCGUCAUCUUCAAAAACCAGUACGCUAAAAGAUCAAUCGACCAUAGCAUUUCCUAAGUACCCUAUUUAACAGAUUAAAAGACCUCGGAUACUCCUAGGUCUCGAAGGUCGAAGACCACAUUCGAAUUAAUUAAUUACCGAUUUUUAACCAGAAUGAAAAUCUGCAAUUUGCAGUGAUACCCAUCGAAUAGUUUGAAAGAAAUCGAUUACACUAGUUUACAGCAUUUUUGAACUCGGUAAGCUGAUGAUCGUUUCUGGUGUAGAAUCAUGCCCUGCGUUCGAAAACGCGACAGAAAAAAAUACAGUAGAGCGGUACUUUCCAUACAAGGUUGAUGAUUUGAAAUCGAUUCUUGUUCUAUUUUUAAGCAAAGUCGCUCACUUCACACACCUCAUUCUCCGUAAUCAAUGCACCGAUUGAGCUGAAUUUUUUACUGUAUCUCGCCUACAUAUGUUAUGUCAAAAAAAAAAACGUUGACAAAGAAUUUUUAAAUUCUUAAAAAAUACAUUUCUUCACAUAUUUUUAAAAAUUUUGCUAAAAUUUAAGGAGAUCGUUCCCAAAACUCGCCAAUAUCUUGAAUUUUAUCAAACUGACGCAAAAACCUGCAUUCAGAUGAACGAAUGGUAUUACAUUCAGCUUUUAAUUUAUGGAAAAAGAUUUAAAAUUGGCUGAACAAAACGCAAGAUAUUUGAAUUUUAUUAAAUUCCAUAUUUUAAAAAGUUGUAAUACUCGAUAUUGAGCUAAAACUCAAAAACUGUUCCACUUUAAUUUUUUUGAAGCACGGUUUCGAAAUCAGCGCUAAAUUAUGCUUCAAAAAUUUUGGUCGUUGACAAAAGUUCACGACUUUUGUUUUAUUUUGUAAACUAGUGUUAUUAAUUAAUGAGGCCUCCGAUUUGAAUGCGGCCUUCGGUGAAAUUUUAGCUGAUAGAAUAGUCUAUGAGAAUACUUGGGAAAAUUCUUCGGUUGAUUGAAUGAAGCACACCGUUUUCCCAUACUUACUUCGAAAGACUUGUGCAGUUUCAAUUUUCAACCAAAUCAGCUCAAAUUUUUGGAGAAGGCAUAGAAUCUGGUUAUGGUUUGAAUAAUCGAUGUGGAGCAAAAACGAUUUUUAGAACCACGCUAGUGUAUAUCUACUCAUUUGCGCUACCUCGCAUGUACCUGUUGCUUCCCAUCCUCGAUCGCGCACGAUGCUACCUAGUAUCGCUUGUGGUGAUCUACCUCAAAAUGUUACUCUGUUUAGGUAAUUAUUUUGAAGAUGAAACCUAUCCCACCAGUAGGUAUCCCCAUAUGCCGGUAUUCCUCACGAAUAAUUUAUUUUAGAUAUACCUACUCGGUUCAAAAAGCUGCUAGAGGAUGCCAGAGAACAGCACAAAGUGUUACAAUCUCAUUAAGGAAAGAAGUUAUCAUACGUUUCAAUCCAAGAUGGUGAAGAGGAAAAGUCAACCAAUUAUCAGCUCAGAGAGCAGCAGUGAUUCCGAAUUCGGUUCGGAUCUUGACAUGGAGCUGUUGUCGCUGGCCAAGAAAAAGAAGACCAGCAGGCUGGCUUCGAACUCUCCCCGAGUGGAGGAGUCUUCCGACUCCUCGGAUGACGAUUCGGAACCAGAGGCAUCCAUGCAGUGCAUGAAGCGAGAGACGAAGCAGCAACAGCAGGCGGAGUCUGGUUCUAGUUCCAGUGAAGACAGUGACGAUGAAAGUGGGAGUAGCAGCAGUGAUUCUGAGUCCAGUUACGAGUCUGAAAACGAGAAGAUGGGAUACGUGAUCGGUGAUCUAGUUAGAUUGGUUCGAAGGCCCGCAAGACCAACGGUUUUGGCCAGACGCAGGCGAUCCCCCGGAAUUUGAUUCGGCCAUGCUGGAAGAACGACCAACACCUGCAUUUCCAGCUCAAGCAGUACCUCCAAGCGAAAUCUUCGUCGUUCACGGAACUCGUCCGUAUCGUAGCACUGCUGCUUCGAUUUCGGCACAACUCGCAAAAAUGCAAUCGGCCGUCCAGGAAAACUGUUAUUUGAAGAUAUCUCAAUUUUUAACAUGAAUGAAAUAAAUAAUUCAUUUUGCACUCCAGGAUUUUUCUUAAAAGGUCAAAAAGAGAGAGAGAAUGGGGUAAAACGGGCCCGAUACACUGAUUUCCAGCAUCGUGCGGCGAAUGACACCCUCCUUAUUCGAAACUGUAAGGAUUUUUGCAGUGUGUGUCAAAAAAUCAUUCGAAUCCAUCCACCCCGAGCAGAGAUAUUGAAUUUAUUUGCGUUUUAUAUCUAUUUUUUCCCAUUGUGCAAUGCCUUUAUAAAUUCCAUCAGCAAUUUCUUUUCAACUUCCUUUUCCAAUGUCGUAAAAAAUGUGAAUUUCUCUGGUUCCUUCGAAAAUCCUUUUGAGAGUGAAUCCGGUAAUUUAUUGACCAGUUUCCCUGACAUUUUAUUUUUAAUAAUUGGCAGCGCCUUCUGAAACUUUUUCGCCUAUUUUGUUUCUUCUGGUUCAGAUUUUUUGGGAUGUUCUCCGGGAAUUCCUUAUGGCGAUAUUUUGGCAAUUCUUUUGAAAAUCCUUCGUAAAUUCCUUAGGGAUGCCUUCAGCUAUUUCUAUUUAUUUUAUGAAAUUAAU